AUGGCAUUUUACUCAAAAGACACCGAUAAGUCCACUGAGAAGCUCAAACCCUCAGGUUUUUCUACUCCAGACGCUUACCCUGUAUAUUCCCCAUCUCCUUACUCUCAACUCCAAGAUUCCGGCUAUGACUCAGUUCGAACUCUAGAAAUCCGAGAAAUGCAAGAAGAAGAAAAAUACAUCCAAGGUCUCCGUCAACAGCGAGAAAAAAUUGAAGCUUUCAGCAGAGACCUCGACAAAAAAGUCAAAAAAAUCCGUGAGCUUGAAGAAGAAAUAAAAAAUCUAAAAGGAAGCAAAGGCGAAAUUCAACGAAUGGCGGGACAAAUCAACAAAUUAACUGAAGAAUUAAGGAAUAAAGAAGAAGAAAAUGAAGAACUUAAACAAGCUAUGAGAAAACAAGUAGAGGAAUAUGAAUAUUCAUUAAAUGAGCUACAAAGUGUAGUGAUGAAAGAAAGAGAUGAUAGGAGCAAAGAAAUAAGAAAUUUAAAAAACCAAAAUAAAGCUAAAGAUGAAGAAAUCGGCCACAGGCAAUUCGCUAGGCAAUUUUUAAGUAAAUUUUUAGAAUUUUUGAUAGGCAAAAUUAAAUAAAUUAGAAAAAUUUUGAUAGAAAAAUUUUGAUAGAAAAAUUUGAUAAAUUUCCAGAGGAAAAAUGCUACACAGAAGAAAUUUCGUUUUUAGCUUAUGAAAAUGAAAAAGCGAAAAAACAGCUGAAAUUGGCUGAGGAAAAAUGUGAAGCAGAAAUUAUUGCUGGAAAAGAAAAAGAUAAGCAGGCCAAUGAGCAGAUUAAAGCUUGGAAAGCAUUUGAGAGGAUGCUAAAAGAUCAAGUUGCAGAGCUGGGGCAUGAAAAAGGCCUGCUAGAGUCCAAAAUUAAUGAACUCAGAGAAAAAGUAGAAAUUGCUGAUACAAAGCUGCAUCAAAAAGAAGAUAUUGAGCCAGCAUUAAUAAAAGAAAAGAAAAAAAAUGAAGAAUUACGAGCUUUACUAGCAGAAAAAGAAAAAGAAUUAGAAAGUUUACGAGAAAAUAAAAGCCAAAACCAGUAUCAAAUUGAAGAAGAGUUCAAUUCUCUACACAAUGAGCUCAGCUGUGCUAUGGAUUUAAUAAAAAGACAAGAAAACACAAUCAUAGAGCUAAGAAUGAGAAAAAAAGAAGACGAUUUAGCUAUUUCUUCUUUAACUGAAGAUUUAACCCACAAGGAAGAGGAAUGUGAAAGAAUUCAGUCUCGAUUAAAUAAAUACUUAAAAGAUAGCGAAGAAGAGGCAUCAAAAACAACAGAAAUCCAAAUCACAAUACAAAGGCUGAAAUCAGAAAACUUAGACCUGAAAAAACAGCUGCAAAGUUUCAUAGAAAAGGAGCAGCAGGAUAAGCUGGAAAGGAGGCAGUUCGCCAAGAUGAAAAUCGAGCUAUUAAAUCAAAGAGACUUAGAAGUUGGUAGACUAACUGAAGCAAUUGAUGCAUUUGCUGCGCAUAGGAAUUAUUCUGAGCAAUAA
Messenger RNA from Blepharisma stoltei, 1484 nucleotides. Lineage: Eukaryota; Ciliophora; Heterotrichea; Heterotrichida; Blepharismidae. The record is from the annotation of a GenBank genome assembly.